Molecule: messenger RNA, 534 nt
Organism: Enhydra lutris kenyoni (northern sea otter)
Lineage: Eukaryota; Metazoa; Chordata; Mammalia; Carnivora; Mustelidae
Gene: SPMIP1
Exons: 2
Coding region: 1-534 (177 amino acids)
Source: RefSeq, a predicted model, not a curated record
AUGUCACGGCAGCUCAACAUGGAUACGCUGCGGCAGAACUUUUGGAAGGAGGAAUAUCUGCGGGAGAAGAUGUUGCGCUGUGAAUGGCACCGCAAGUAUGGGACAAUGGUGAAGGCCAAGCAGAAGGCUAAGGCUGCAGCGCGCCUACCCCUCAAACUGCCCACCCUGCACCCCAAAGCCCCACUUCCACCUCCACCGGCCCCCAAAGCGGUGCCAACCAAGGCCCCCAGCCCUGCGCUGGAGACCCCUACUAUUCAGUCAGAAAUGUACCCGGUCCCGCCCGCCACCCAGGCUCUGCUGUAUGAAGGCAUCUCCCACGACUUCCAGGGGCGCUAUCGCUACCUCAACACCCGAAAACUGGACAUGCCAGAGAUGCGCUACUUCUUCCCCAUCACCACCAGCUUCACGUAUGGCUGGCAGCUGGGCCCCCCACUGAAGCAAGAACUGGUCUCCUGUAAGAUGUGCCGCAUUGAAUCGUUCUUCCGAAAGAAUGGGGCCUUCUCGCUGCUUGACCCUCAGGACCUGGCUCUCUGA